This is a messenger RNA of Laccaria bicolor S238N-H82, 750 nucleotides long. RefSeq lists its product as uncharacterized. NCBI's taxonomy places the organism in Eukaryota, Fungi, Basidiomycota, Agaricomycetes, Agaricales, Hydnangiaceae. The coding region runs from base 1 to 750 and encodes 249 amino acids. The transcript is spliced from 9 exons. The record is from RefSeq and is a predicted model, not a curated record.
AUGUCUGCAGAAUCUACAGAGCGCAUUGCAACACAAUUACUGGGGAAAAGGAGAGAGCGUGAUCCAGAGAAAAGUGAUGAGGGAGUAAAUGGGCCUAGAAAGAGACAUAGAGAAGUUCGGGAUGAAACUUCGGACGGCCUGAUGAUUGUACAUCCAAAGGAUAUAGACUUGCAUGGACAACUAACGAGUGGUCGCAAUUAUCGCACACACUCGGCAUUCCACAGAGGGCGCGUUGUGGCGGUCAAGGUUUUCGAUGGGCCUCGCGCCAAGCAGAGUUGGAAGCUCAAUCUUACUUUAGCCAAAAACCUUCUCCAUUCCAAUGUUCCAAAAACUAUUGGGAUUUCUGGCGAAAACAUAUGGGGAAGUCCAUUCAUCGUUUUUCAGGGAAUAUCUGACAGAAAAAUGAACUCGUUGUUAGCUAAAACGUUGCGUACCGAUCUGAAUAAAAGUGUUCAGCUAUCGAUGAAAACGGUCAAAGGGCUCGCGGCAGGACUGAGUUACGUGGAAUCUCAGAACCUUCUAUCGAAGGGCAUAGUUAGCCAUCUGAAAUGGGAGAACUUCGACAUUUUUGCUGGUGACUGCGAUCAGCCAGUUCUUUCAGUUCACUUACCUGAUACCACUGCUCAUGGACUCCAUCCGGCUCCAUCUUUUUACCAUUCAGAAGACCACCGUGGUGGCAUCGAGAUAUUGAACGGGGUCUGCCAGAAAGUUCGUACUCGUUCUAUGGUAGACAGACCUAUCCAUCGCUGA